This is a messenger RNA of Solanum tuberosum (potato), 1573 nucleotides long. Its product is annotated as COBRA-like protein 1. NCBI's taxonomy places the organism in Eukaryota, Viridiplantae, Streptophyta, Magnoliopsida, Solanales, Solanaceae. The coding region runs from base 1 to 1377 and encodes 458 amino acids. The record is from RefSeq and is a predicted model, not a curated record. Gene Ontology annotation, cellular component: plasma membrane. The transcript has 6 exons. Gene Ontology annotation, biological process: cellulose microfibril organization; plant-type cell wall cellulose biosynthetic process.
AUGGAGGUUUGUCUCUGUUCCAUCUCAAGAUCAUCAAUCAAUAAAUUUGGAAGUUAUGCAAUUUUGAUAGCUUUGUUGUUUUCUCUUAUGUGCUUUACAUCUACAGAUGCUUAUGAUUCACUUGAUCCCAAUGGAAAUAUUACUGUCAAGUGGGAUAUUAAAUCUUGGACUCCAGAUGGAUAUAUUGCUAUUGUUACAAUAUAUAACUUCCAAAAGUAUCGUCACAUUCAAGCACCAGGAUGGCAACUAGGUUGGACAUGGGCAAAAAAAGAAAUAAUUUGGAGUGCAGCUGGUGGUCAAGCCACAGAGCAAGGAGAUUGUUCGAAAUUCAAAGGAAGCAUCCCUCAUUGCUGCAAAAGAGACCCAUUCAUUGUCGACUUGUUGCCAGGAACUCCGUAUAACCAACAAGUUUCAAAUUGCUGCAGAGGCGGAGUGAUUAGCUCGUGGGUUCAAGACCCAGAGAAAGCUGUUAGCGCAUUCCAAAUAACUGUCGGUCAAGCAGGAACAAGUAACAAGACAGUAAGGUUGCCAAAAAACUUCACCCUCAAAGCACCGGGACAUGGAUAUACAUGUGGACCUGCAAUGAAGGGGAAACCAACCAAGUUUCUAACACCAGAUGGAAGGAGGUUCACUCAAGCUUUGAUGACAUGGAAUGUUAUUUGCACGUAUUCACAGUUCUUAGCUCAGAGGACACCGACUUGUUGUGUCUCACUGUCCUCUUUCUACAACAACACAAUUAUAAACUGUCCGACUUGCACAUGUGGUUGCCAAAAUAACAUAACACAGCCGGGAACAUGUGUAGAGCCGGACUCUCCUUAUUUAGCCUCAACACUUCUAAGUUCCGGAAAAGAUGAUGACAGUCCUGUGGUCCGAUGUACUAAACAUAUGUGUCCGAUUAGAGUUCAUUGGCAUAUUAAGACCAACUAUAAAGCUUACUGGAGGGUAAAAAUUACAAUUACAAAUUUUAACUACAAAAUGAACUAUUCCCAGUGGAAUCUUGUUGUUCAACACCCCAGCUUUGAGAAUCUCACGCAGAUAUUCAGCUUUAAUUAUGAGCCGCUGCUCCCAUAUGGUUCCAUUAAUGAUACUGCUAUGUUUUGGGGAAUCCAAUAUUACAAUGAUCAACUAAUGCAGGGUGGACCUUCUGGAAAUGUGCAAUCAGAGAUCAUACUUCAGAAAGAUAAAUUGAAGUUUACCUUUGAAAAGGGAUGGGCUUUCCCUCGAAAGGUUUACUUUAAUGGCGAUAACUGUGUUAUGCCACCUCCCGAUGCUUAUCCAUACCUACCAAAUGCUAGUGCCUACAGUAGGCUUACUCUACUGCACUCGUUGGUGGCAAUUUUGGUAUCUCUUGUUCUAUUAUAUUCACAUAACUUGUAAAGUUAAAAGAAAGAUAUACAAUUGAAGAGUUUAAUUGCUUCCAAUGAAGAGAAUUUCCUUGCCUUGUUUAUAUUAACAUGAAAUAUCUUCAGUAAAAUUUAAAAGCAUCACUUCUGCAACUUCAUCCUGAGGUUCCAAAAUGUGAAGGUUUACUUGUGAUUUUGUAGAUGUAACCAUUGACUUGGUGUGUUCCAGU